Messenger RNA from Astyanax mexicanus (Mexican tetra), 654 nucleotides. RefSeq names its product zgc:92591 (gene h2bk1). Gene Ontology annotation, molecular function: protein heterodimerization activity; DNA binding; structural constituent of chromatin. The transcript has 2 exons. The coding region runs from base 218 to 571 and encodes 117 amino acids. The record is from RefSeq and is a predicted model, not a curated record. Gene Ontology annotation, cellular component: nucleosome. Lineage: Eukaryota; Metazoa; Chordata; Actinopteri; Characiformes; Acestrorhamphidae.
GAAGCGCCGCGUAACUAGCGCUGUUAGCAUUCAUUAAUUAGCGUUCACUUCCAAUUACAGCGUCACUCAAUUGAUGGGCGUGAUAAAUUGGUGAUGGGGGGCAGCUGAGAGCUGCUGAACAGCAUUAGCACGUUUGGCUGAAUAAUUGAGUGUGGAACUCUACAGUACUGUUUGACACAGUGCGCUGAAAUCUGACUUACAGUGGCAGCCCUUUAAAAUGACCAACGAUGGGACGAAAAAGAAAGGAAAAUCCCCAAGAGACAAAAAAACGUCUAAAAGAAAAGGCAAGAGGAGGGAAACGUACGCUGUGUACAUUUAUAAAGUUUUGAAGCAGGUCCACCCAGACACUGGCAUCUCCAGCAGGGCCAUGAGCAUCAUGAACUCCUUCGUUAAUGAUGUGUUCGACCGCAUUGCCACCGAGGCCUCGAGACUGACCCAGUACAACAAGCGCUCGACCAUCACUAGCCGUGAGGUGCAGACCGCCGUCCGGCUUCUGCUGCCCGGGGAGCUGGCCAAGCAUGCAGUGUCUGAGGGGACCAAGGCAGUCACCAAGUACACCAGCUCUAAGUGAUCGGGCAUAAAGGCAGCCGAUUCAAAUGCAAAAGCUUGUUUGUUGGCUGCUAGGAGUUUUUGCAAUAAAAGCACAGAAUGCUU